AUGAACGACUACGAAGCCCGACGCCAGGAGAAAAUCAAAAAGAACCAAGCCCUCCUCGCAGGCCUAGACAUCAAACCUAUCGUCCCCAAAGCAGAACGCGGCAAACCACCACCCAAGAAAAGGAAACUCACAGAAGCAACCGCGCCUUCACGCACAUCCGCUCGAAUCGCCUCAGCGCCCGUGAAGCAAUCGUACAACGAAGAUGAGCUGAGCAAACCGAUCGCACUUCCUCGAUCGGCGCCCAAGAAGCAGAAGACCCAGCCUAGUUCUAAUGUAGAGGUCGAGGAGAGCCUUGUUCCCGCGAAGAAUGUGGAUGAGAUCCAAGCCGGCUGGACGGAUUGGAAGUCUUCGGCUGCGCCUCCGACGCGAGAUGGCUCUUCACAGGUCUUCAAAUUCGACGACUAUCCCGAUUUCAGACCCAAUAAGUCGCCGGAGGAAAUGCUCCGGGAGGGAUGUUUCGGAGGGUCGUAUUUCCGGCCUUUGAAAUCUAGAAAGCUAGGGAUUGUGGUGCAAGACGAUUGGCGAGAGUUGCCUUCCGAAUGGAUCGAGGGACUGAACGUGGAGAGAUUCCUCACGAAUCCAGACUACGACCCCGAUGUGAACAAGUCCAAAGUCUCCUGCGGACAGAGUAUCGAGGAGUGGGAAGCCGCAGGGUGGAUCAGCCAUGAGCAUGAUGUGAGGGGGUGGUUUCAGUGGUAUGCGCGGUUCUUUCAAGGACGUCGAUGUGAAGAUGAUGAUCGGCAGGUCAGUCGGUGGAAGAAGUGUGUUGGGGAGACGGGGCGGUGGAGGAGGAUGUUGUUGAAGAAGUACAUGCAGCUUGGUGUGAGGGAGGUGUUUGAUGAUGGCGCGGAUGAGGAUGCGCCUGAGGUUAGCCCGGUUAUGCACCAGACUUGUCAUCAUUGGGCUUUUGAGGUGAGGCAGGAUGAUUUGGAUGCUUAUUGGGCGUCGGUUGGGAGGUAG
Molecule: messenger RNA, 960 nt
Organism: Zasmidium cellare ATCC 36951
Lineage: Eukaryota; Fungi; Ascomycota; Dothideomycetes; Mycosphaerellales; Mycosphaerellaceae
Exons: 1
Coding region: 1-960 (319 amino acids)
Source: RefSeq, a predicted model, not a curated record